Messenger RNA from Anthostomella pinea, 495 nucleotides. NCBI's taxonomy places the organism in Eukaryota, Fungi, Ascomycota, Sordariomycetes, Xylariales, Xylariaceae. The record is from the annotation of a GenBank genome assembly.
AUGGCUGCACAAGAGCCACCAUGGUACGCAGCCUAUCCUUCCCCUAGGACCACCGAGCCAGCGUCCGUCUCGCGCGAGGAAGUCCUCAACAUGCUGCGCGCCGGCAAAAUCGGCCAAGAUGUCGUGUUAGUCGACUUGCGGCGCAACGAUCAUGAGCCACUCAACCCCAUCACACAGGGCGGAACGAUCCAAUGCUCCAUCAACCUCCCAGCUCAGAGCCUUUACCCGUCCAUUCCCACGUUAUACCACCUCUUCAAAGCGGCUGGCGUGCGGCAGGUGAUUUGGUACUGCGUAUUGCCGACGGAAGGCUCUUCCCGCGGCCGGGGUACGCGCGCUGCCGGCUGGUUCAACGACCACAUCCAGGACCAAGGCGACGCGGACAUGGAAAGCGUCAUUCUUUCCGGUGGCAUCAAAGGUUGGGCAGGCGCUGGCGGCGAGUUCGUGGAGCACAUGGAGGGUUAUGAGGCAGAAUACUGGAAGCAAUUUCCGUCCUAA